This is a messenger RNA of Scomber scombrus (Atlantic mackerel), 1902 nucleotides long. Its product is annotated as protein mono-ADP-ribosyltransferase TIPARP-like. The coding region runs from base 1 to 1902 and encodes 633 amino acids. The record is from RefSeq and is a predicted model, not a curated record. Gene Ontology annotation, molecular function: NAD+ poly-ADP-ribosyltransferase activity. Lineage: Eukaryota; Metazoa; Chordata; Actinopteri; Scombriformes; Scombridae. The transcript is spliced from 5 exons.
AUGUCAACCACCCAGAUACUCAGAAAGAAGCCAAAAUUGUCAGCAGAUGUUUCAGCUUUAGAGCAACAGUCCAAAUCUUCCAAAGUCACCUUGCAGAGCCCAUCUCUUCUCAUCCUGGAAAUCCCCCCUGACACCAACACCAGCCUCCCGGUGUGGGAGGCCAUGAUGUCCCAGCAGGUGGCCAGCACCUGGACCGUCAACCCCUACAGCAUCGGUCUCCAUUUAACCCCUGCGACCCCAAAGCAAAAGAACACUACAGCUCCCAGGAAAAGUGAGCGCGUUUCCAACAUGGCAAAGACCUCCAAGACUCCUUCCAUGUUCGUCCACCCGUAUUCAACGAUGGUCAUCCAGCCCAUCGCCCAGCAGCAUGGGGCCUCCCAGAAAACCCCCAGCGUCCUGCUCACUUUUCCCCAAAACCAGUCCCAGGUCCUUCCGAGUCCUUCAAGUGAGUCUCAAAACGUAGCUCCAAAUCCAGCCAUGUCAUUCAUUGCCUCCCUGCCUCUGCUCAUCACCCAGCCUCCUCCUGCUCCCAAGCCCAUGAUCCAGAUUCUCCCAAAAGCCACCAAUGCCAAGCCUCAAGCGCCAGCCGGGCCACAGUCUAUCCCAUCCCUGUUUCACACAAAGAGCUCAUCUGACAUCAACAUCUGUGACAGAUUCCUCUUAAGUGUGUGUCAGGCAGGGAAGAAUUGCGACAUGCACCACACGCCUUAUCCCUUUCACUGGCAGCUGUGGUGCAUUGUCAGCCACCAGUGGAUCAACAUCAGCCUUUGCUCUCAGGUCUUACUUGAGAGGAUCUACUGCAAUGUCAAACACGAGGGUGUUAAAAUCAACGACGGAAAAGACCACUACACUCUGGGCUUCGAGUCAAUGGAAGUGAACGGCACCUAUAAAUAUGAGAGUGCUAGACGACUGUCUAACUCUGAUAGUCUCAUUAUUAACCCUUACUUUCCCACCAAAUGGAGAAUCUACUGGUGGGACUCUGGCUGGGAAGAGUACGACCAGGACACGUCUGACUUGCUGCGCGAGAAGAUGAGUGAGAAGGAGUCAGAGUGUUUCUUCCAUAUCGGCCGCCAGGAAUACAAGGUAGACUUCGCCAUGAUGACUCAAACCAACGUUACCACUGGAUACCAGAGAGCAAUUCGAUGCAGACCCAUCUACCGCUCAACUGAUUCCAUGCAGCCUUACCUGAAGACAGGAAUUGAGACGGACCCCAUCCAGCCUGCUACUGAUCCCCCUGGGCACAACUUCAGCGUGGACCCUCUGAAGGAGUUCAGUUCCUGGUACCCUCCAGUGUGGGGUCUGGCCUCAGAGCGGGACUACAGCCUGGUACAUGUUCCGGCUGGCACACGGGCCUACCGCUGUGUCCAAAACCUUUUCUAUGAGAGCCUGCAUGCCACCAGCGUGGACAUCAUCAGCAUCCAGCAGGUCCAGAAUAUCCUCCACUGGGACAAGUACCAAAGGCACAAGGCAUACAUGCAGAAGCAGCCCUCCAAGUCUAAGGAGCCUCUGGAGAGACAUCUCUUCCACGGAACAACCAAAGAGGCCUCAGAGGCCAUCUGCCACAACAACUUCGACCCCCGUGUGGCCGGCGUCAACGGCACAUCCUACGGUAAUGGCUCCUACUUCGCCACCACUGCCGACGUGUCCAACUACUACUCGACCUUGCGAGAUGACGUCCGCCACAUGUUCCUGGCCAAAGUCCUGGUGGGGCAGGUGUGUGUGGGAAGGACAGACUACCGCCGCCCACCGCCAAUCAAAUCCAAGAUGAGCCAGUACCGUCUCUACGAUAGCUGUGUGGACGUCAUGAACAAACCCACCAUGUUUGUAGUUUUUGAUAGCUGUCAGUGUUACCCCUACUACCUUAUCAAGUACAAAGACCUGCCCGCCGAGAUUGAUAUUUAA